Zophobas morio is the source of this 3381-nucleotide messenger RNA. RefSeq names its product ellipsoid body open (gene ebo). Gene Ontology annotation, biological process: protein export from nucleus. The record is from RefSeq and is a predicted model, not a curated record. The transcript has 15 exons. Gene Ontology annotation, molecular function: nuclear export signal receptor activity; small GTPase binding. Lineage: Eukaryota; Metazoa; Arthropoda; Insecta; Coleoptera; Tenebrionidae. The coding region runs from base 123 to 3284 and encodes 1053 amino acids.
CCCUGUUGACGUCAGAAACGUCAAAAAUGUCCAUAAUUUAACAUUAUUAGAUAGGGCUGUUUACUAAUAAAUAACAAGGGUAGAUCAAUGUCACGUAUUUAUUGUAACAGUAUCUUCUAAAAAUGGAUCGUAACGAAAGUGACUCUUUAGUUGCUCUGGAAUACUUGAUGGAUGAAUUUUUUAACCCAGGCACCAGCAAUUCAAGAAAACAUGAAAUCGAACAACAACUCAGUUCAUUUAAAUACUUGCCACAAUUUUGGAAGUUGUGUUUGUAUUUUAUUACAAAUACGUCUAGUCAGUACGUGACUAUGUUUGCCUUAUCAACAUUGGAGUCUGUGAUUAAUCAACAAUGGGCAAAUACUGAUUGGCCUUUUCGUGAAGAACUUAAAAACACCUUAUACAAUUAUUUGAUUGAGAAAGGAAAUAGCGCACCACAUUUUGUACGAGGAAAAUAUGCAAAAUUGUUGGUUGCGAUAGCAAAGCAAGACUGGCCAUCUCAUUAUCCAAAUUUUUUUAAUAACCUGCUAGAGUUAUUGAAAACUGAACCAAACCAACUUAUUGGUCUAAUAUUGUUGCGAACCACAAGUGAGGAGUUAAUGGGCCUUCAUACUUCUUUUGAAAAUGGUAGAAAAGACGAAGUAACAAGACUGCUACAUGAGUACAUUCCUAUAGUUUUUGAUUCCUUAAACAUGAUUCUUGAAAAUUUAGGCUCUAAACCAAGACAUACAGCAACUGCAACACCUCCACCUUCUCCCACACAUCCUUCAUGUGCUCCAAGUCUUCCUCAACAGUUGGUUACAACAGCAACGUUUAAACCUGAUAGUAAGGUAUUGAAUAAAGAGGCUUUGGAAACAGUACAACACCUAUUUACAUGGGUGCAAAUUAACCAAAUACCCCCUUCUAUUAUUAAAGCAAUUUUUAAUUUUACCAACAUAUCCAGCUAUGCUCAGGACGAUCACGAUAUGUGCGUGCUAGCAAUGUCGACAAUCAACGAACUUCUCUAUAGGAAGUGCACUCCUCCAGGAAGUCAAGAGUUUUUUACACAACUUUACUAUUACACGAUAGAAUUAUUGCGAGACAUUACUAAUAGUCGAAUCGACACGCUUGAUCCUAUUUUUGUUGAGAAACUGUCAGAAUUAUUGAUUUUGUUGGUUGAACAACAUUUAUGGCGUUUAGAAAUGGAACCCAGAUUUUCCGCCUUGGAAUUUUUAUCUUUGCUUUAUCAACUUACCGUGCAAUUGCCUUCAGUGCAAUGCUAUUUAAGAUGUCUUAAUGUGUGGGCUGUUUUUUUUAAACAGACAAAGCCCCAAAAAAGUCAGAAAUAUUUGGAGGCAUUUUUAGGUUUAUUGACAGCGCUUUUAAAAAAAAUCCAAUUUUCGUCUAAUGGUAACCAAUUGAGGCUAAUCGAUAAUGUAGAGACGAACGACGAUAAUGAAACAGAGUGGCAGAUAUUUUUAAAGACCUCACUAGAAAUAAUCUCAAUGGUAGCAGAAUAUGCUCCUCUUGAAACACUUAACGUUAUAUUAAUUCCAUGGAAAACAUGUUAUGACAUUUAUCAACGGAUAGAAACUAUUGUAGACCACCAGAAUUGUUCUUUAAACUGUGAAUUAGCAGAGAGUGAAAGACUGUCAUACAUUAUUACUGAUUUUUCAUCUCUAACACAAACUUUAGCUAGACUGUCACCAAUAUUCUUUGAUCAAGAAGCUGAAGAAGUAACUAACGUAUCAACUCCCAUGGUUAACAAUCUGAUUGAAAAGUUACUGGAAAGUGCCUCAUUAGCAACUUCCAUCAGGUUUUAUAGUUUAAAAACGAAUAAUCCCAGACUGACAGAUUGUUUUAUAGAUAAUCACAGUCAACUGCUAGCUGCCUUAAAAACGUACUUAAUUUGGAUAACUCGUAACGAUAAAGUAGCAGUUGAAAAUUUGAAGUUGAUAGUGGACAUAACGUUACCCGUGAUUCAUAGUGCAGUUCCUGUGAAAGUUAGCAAUUCAGCAGCGCAUUUAUUAUUGGCACUAUCAAACCUAACCUGUGCACCAAAUCUAAUGUUAUUAGCAGAUGUAGCACAGUUUAUAAAUGUAGCACCGAAUUUAAAGUUCAGGGAUAACCAAACGACUUUCGUUACUUACAGUGCCAUUACGAAUUUGUUGUUAAAACCAUGGCCUGACUGUUCACUUGAUAGUGCAAAUCAUCGAAAUUAUUUGACUGGAGUUUUCUUUGAUGGCUUAACUUGGACCUUUAGAGAUCUUUCUUCUUCCGAUAAUGAAAAUCGGGUGCGACAAGUAGUCGAGGGGGUUUUACCUGCACUAUCGCACAUCGUGGACUUUUCCAAAGAUUUACCAAUGGCCUCGAAAAAGAAAUUAUUUUUGGCCAUUAAAUCUACAAUAGAACAUGCUGUAAUUUUAUUCCCGGCAUAUGCAAAAAAUUCCGAAAUAAGUACUUUCGUUUUGAUUUUUUUCUUGAAUGUAUUAAGAGUACUACAGCAACAGCUAGGAGUGGACGGAACAAAGAAUGCUGUACAAGUUUUUCUAGAUGUUGCAGUCAAGGAACAAGAAGCUGGGAAUUUCCUUGAUAAACUUCUUCAAAUAUUUCAGCUUGUAAUAGAAGCUCCCGGUUCGAGCUACAAAAAUUUUUUAGCCGGGAUUUUGCAAUUGUGUAUGGAUAAUGUUUAUCCAUUUCUUUUAUCUCACGGUACAGAGAAAACAGACGCUUUUAUGGCUUUGUUAACUCUGCUACAUAGCAUUUUACUUCAUAGAUGGCAAUAUUUUUACAGUUCCCAAGUGAGGUUGGGGUAUUCACCAGUGUACAGUGAAACAGAAGGUGAUGCCCCUGAACCAAUACAACUAAUGGCUGUGUUGCAAGUAUUUGGACAAGCUUUACUACAACAAGAUAUCAAUAUAUUUAAAUUGAGUUUAGCUUCUUUGGAAGAUCUUAAUGCAAAGUGGAAGUUAUAUCACAACGUUUUAUUUAGAUAUAAUGGCCUAUCUAAGUACUUGACUGUGCUGGUACAAACUUUAAUUGAUAAAUCUCAAAGCUUAUUGUCAGAAGACAUACAAGUUGCUAUAUACAAUAUGGCUACUGUUAAUUUUGAUUAUUUUUUCGCUACAUUCCUUCCUGGGUUUUUAAGAGGUAUUGACGCUAUUACAGAUCAACAAAGGGAGGUCUUAUUAACGAAUUUUAUGCAGAAUCAUGACAAGGAUAUGCCUACGUUUGUACAGCAUUUACGGAUAUUCGUAAAUGAUAUCCAUCAUUUUAGACUGUGCAGUAUGCCAUCAGGAUUUGUGUAAAGUUGUUUAUAAAUGUCCUUGUAAAUGCUCAAAUAUUGUAAUUAAAUAAGGGAAAAUAAAUUUGUUAAGAUUUUUAAUAAAUCGUACUUUGUAUGUA